Messenger RNA from Lineus longissimus, 3219 nucleotides. Its product is annotated as zinc finger protein 263-like. Gene Ontology annotation, biological process: positive regulation of transcription by RNA polymerase II; urogenital system development; embryo development. The coding region runs from base 135 to 1730 and encodes 531 amino acids. The transcript is spliced from 4 exons. Gene Ontology annotation, molecular function: DNA-binding transcription factor activity, RNA polymerase II-specific; RNA polymerase II cis-regulatory region sequence-specific DNA binding. Gene Ontology annotation, cellular component: PcG protein complex; chromatin; transcription regulator complex. The record is from RefSeq and is a predicted model, not a curated record. Lineage: Eukaryota; Metazoa; Nemertea; Pilidiophora; Heteronemertea; Lineidae.
UGCGCCAACGAGAUAACGGUGCGCUUUGUCCGAUUUUGCACUAAAUAACACGCUAAAGAAACAAGAAAACGAAAAGCAACCAAUUUGUUCGCAUUCGAAGAUUUGACUGCCUCAUUUUGAUGUAGACUCGGGUAAUGAAGGUCGGGACAAUGCCUGAAUCUCAAGACAUGCAAGAAGAACAGAACAACCAGUUCAUCAACAUGCAGACUGAACUCCACAGCAAGGGCGCUGUGCUUACAAAAGCAUGGUCUGAUUUGUUCAGCUUUAUAACGAAAUACCAAGCAGAACUUAUGGUAAAGGAAAACUCGGUGGAAAUCGCAGAAAAAGAGAUCAGUGUUCGGAAAAAGCAGCUGGACGAUCUGAAACCUGCUGUUGCUGCAGGGAACGAAGAAAUCGCAAAGUUGCAAGAAGAAAUUAACACCAAGGAACGAUUAUUGUCAAAAUCGCAAUCAGAACUUUCUGUGAAAGAGUCAAUGUUACAUAGAGUGCAAUCAGACUUGUCUAGUCACAUGGAACUUUUAGAGAAAUCUCGAUCCGAGAUUUUAGAAAAGCAAAGUGAUCUUAUACGACAUCGUGGUGACUUAGAACGGUUAAAAUCAGAAUUGACCAUCAAAGAGGAACAGAUUCAAAUCAAAGACAAUCUAUUGCGAAAGUUACAAGAUCAGUUAAUGAAAGAGAAUGCUGAAUUGAAAGAACAAUUAGAUUUCAAAUCUCAGUGUCUUGACGCAGAGCGUCGCUCGCUGGAAGCUGAGAGACGGUCACAUGAGCUGUUGAAAAGGAGUCUUUGUGAUAGGAAUUUGCCAUCAUCAAAAUCUUCCAGUACUGCCAGCCGAAAUGUGAUUGAAAUUCCUGACUCCCCUCCAACGCUAGAUCUUUCCGUUGAGCAAGGUGACUUCGGCCUUUCCAACAUCAUCUCAAUGACAAGCGAGCAGCCACAGCCAAUGGACCAUGACUCACAACUUGAUUCCCUUUCUCGCCUCGCCAGCAAUACCUCUGCUUCACUUUCAGACUUUUCUAGAAGACUGACCUCGACAACAGGGAAGAUACGCGAUACCUCACAAUCUUGGCGAUCGUCACAUUCAAAAGGCCCAAACGUGACACCAACAAAAUCAAACGAUUCCAUGUUCGAUUCAAAUAUUACACCGUCAAAAUCAAGUGAUGCUUUGUUCGGUGAUAAUGAGCCCUCCUCCGCAAGUGACGUUUUCUUUCCACUCAGUGUUUCACAAGACUCUAAAAGUGAACUUGACACUUCUGGUGCUAUGUUGACUGAUGACUUUAAAUAUUCACAAUCUGGGCAAAUGCCGGGCACGCCUGGUUCAGGGACAAGUGACAGUAAUCAAGGCCCAGUGCCAGUAUCGGGUCCGAUUCCGAGUUCAGCGUCCAUGUCCCCAGGUGGCGGUCUAGAAGGCGGAGGAGAUGGAAAGAAAUUUCAAUAUCGACGAAGGCCAAGUCAAAAAUCCGGCCCAGCGAAGGGAGCUUUCAAGUGCAUGAUCUGUGGUGCCUGUCUGGCAGCUAAGAAUUGCCUCGCUCGUCACAUGCGGAGACACACAGGAGAAAAACCUUUUAAGUGUCUCGUGUGUGGCCGGCGGUUCCCUCACAACAGCUCCUUACUCCGACACAUGCGUAUACAUACAGGAGAGCGACCGUAUAAGUGCACACAGUGUGGUAAAGGCUUCAUACAGUCUAGUGACUUGAAGUAUCAUUUGGCAGAUCAACAUCGCAAGUUUUGAGGAUAUAGCGACUAUACUACAGCUUCGAGAGUCGAAUGUCAGCCCCCCAGGUGCAUUUGGUCCUUCACAUUGGUCUAAUACCUCCUGGGCCUUGUCAUGCCCAUGGUGCAGUAGGCAAUGCAGUUGUUUCGGAUGGAGUUGUGCUAUUUUCGAUGUGGUAUUUUGAAGUUGUGUCAUCAUUGGCUUUUCUGAUUUGGAUCAGUAAUGGUAUAUGGUAUAGUGUAUUCAACCAUGGCUGUAUAGUCAAUCAUAUAUUUGUUUGAAGACUUAGGUUGGUGUUUAUCAUCAUUUUCUUUCUUAGAGAGCAGGUUCUAAACACCAAUCGUUGGUACAUUUUGUCUGCAGGGAAUUCCUAUGGAUAUCAGUGCAAAACCAAAUCAACAUCAGUUAAUAAAAGGGCUUUAACAAGUGAAUUUAUAAGAUUGUUCUAUAUCUUCCAGACUUUGUUAUCCUCAGGCAAGUUACCCUACGGCUCCUGGCUAAGAACAUGCCCGAUCUGCGGCGAUCAACUUCGAAGCAAACACGGCCUCGAGCAGCACAUGACGAGACAUACAGGGUCAAGGCCGUUUAAAUGUCCACUCUGUCCAGAGACAUUUACACGGAAGUUCACGUUGAAUCGACACGCACAUGUUCAUACUCGGGAAAGACCUUAUUAAUGCUUGAUAUGAGCACAAGCAUUUAUACAGAAUAGUGAUUUGAGGUACCACGUCCUGGAACAGCAGAAACGACUACAGUCUUGCCCUAAUCCAUGUCAAACGUUACAAAGCAACAGGGUUGGGACUGAUGCAUUGGGUCUUUCAAAAGUCACAAUGAUACCAGCAGAUGCCUGGCUUUCUGAAGCUCAGAUAUCACUGGACCACAUUAUUGUUCAGAAAUGUAUUUACCUUUGGCUGUCAGAGUUUAGUUGGUAUGAAAUUUUAGCAGUUGUCUAUGGUAAUUUUUUUUCAGGAAGAAUCUUUCAAGUUCCACAUCGCACUUCAGUGACAGUCACGCGACCCGGUAGCCCAGCCACCUCAUAGUCUGAUUUUGUUACACUACAGUAAUAGACUAGGUAAAUGCAUGUGUUCAUUACUGUACAGCAAUGGACUAGGUAAAAUGCAAUUUGUCAUUACAUGUACUGUACAGUAAUGGACAAGGUAAAUGCCAGUGUUCAUUACUGUACUUGAUUGCACUGUUAUGAAUGACCAAUGUGUUUCAUAGAGUUGUUGGCUAUUCAUGAUUGUUCGAUUGUUGAUUCGUGAAAGUCUGUUUUUCUUUCAUCCACGCUGUUCUUGAUUCAUAUAAAGAGGGACAUUUUAUAUGACACUGUAUUCGAGUCUACGCGAAAGCAUCAUAAAGUGAUGAUUAUUCCCUGUAAUUGUAAUGUACAUAUAAAUUUGAUUUGUCAAGUACAAUGUAUGCCUCAUAAUCAGAUUUAUGUCUCAUAUUAUGCUGUAUGUGUUGUAUUCUGUGCUGUAAAUAUUAUUACCAAUAAAGGCGUUUGGAAAUU